This is a messenger RNA of Priceomyces carsonii, 1641 nucleotides long. RefSeq names its product D-lactate dehydrogenase (gene AIP2). NCBI's taxonomy places the organism in Eukaryota, Fungi, Ascomycota, Pichiomycetes, Serinales, Debaryomycetaceae. The transcript has a single exon. The coding region runs from base 1 to 1641 and encodes 546 amino acids. Gene Ontology annotation, cellular component: mitochondrion. The record is from RefSeq and is a predicted model, not a curated record. Gene Ontology annotation, molecular function: FAD binding; catalytic activity.
AUGAUGCAUUCCCUUAAAAGAAGUUCUGUAGGUGUUAUUUUGAGAAAAACGCCAUCUUCUUCUUCUAUAUAUAGAAGAGUGGUGAAAAGUCGUUACUUAAAACCUCAAACAUCUUUUGGUCUUUCUGUUUCAUUAACCACGCAGAGACUUUAUUCUAGCCAUGAUGUUCCGCUUACAGCUGAGACUUAUAAGGAUAAGGUACAUAGAAAUAAGGAGUUUAAGAAGUUAAAUGAUGAUGAUGUAAACUAUUUUAGAUCUGUUUUAGGUGAUCCGAAUUUGUUAGUUACUGAUAAGAAUGAUCUUCUCUUCUUCAAUGAGGAUUGGAUGAGAAAAUACAGAGGACAAUCUCAACUUGUAUUGAAGCCAAAGACAACAGAGCAAAUCUCUAAAAUUAUUGAAUAUUGUAACAAGAAUAAGUUGGCAGUCGUUCCUCAAGGUGGAAAUACAGGAUUAGUUGGAGGUUCAAUACCGGUAUUCGACGAAAUUGUGCUUUCAGUUUCUAAUCUUAAUAAAGUAAGAUCAUUUGACCCUGUCAGUGGAAUAUUGAAGUGUGAUUCAGGGUUAAUUUUAGAAAACGCUGAUAACUAUGUCAAGGAUCAGGGUUAUAUAUAUCCAUUGGAUUUGGGUGCAAAGGGCUCUUGUCAUGUAGGAGGUACCGUAGCAACAAACGCGGGGGGUCUUAGGUUAUUGAGAUACGGCUCCUUGCAUGGUUCUGUUUUAGGACUUGAAGUUGUUUUGCCAGAUGGUCUGAUAUUGAGUUCGAUGGACUCUUUGAGGAAAGACAAUACGGGCUAUGACUUGAAGCAACUUUUUAUCGGCUCAGAAGGUACUAUAGGAGUUAUAACGGGAGUCUCUAUAUUAUGUCCUCCAAGACCACAAGCUUUCAAUGUGGCAUUUCUUGCAGUAGAUUCUUAUGAAGCUGUACAGAAAGUCUUUGUUGGUGCUCGCAAAGAGCUUUCAGAGAUUUUAUCAGCAUUCGAAUUUAUGGAUAGCAAGUCACAGAAAUUAUGUCAACGCUAUUUGAAGGUUGACCAUCCUAUAGAGAGUGGUGAUUAUCCCUUUUAUAUUUUAAUAGAAACAUCUGGGUCGAAUAAAGAUCACGAUGACGAGAAAUUGGAGAACUUUUUGGCCAAUGCUAUGGAAGAAGGCUUGGUUAGUGACGGUACAAUUGCUCAAGAUGAAACUCAGUUAAGAAACUUGUGGUCUUGGAGGGAGUCAAUACCUGAAGCUUCUACAUUAGAUGGUGGUGUCUAUAAAUAUGAUGUUUCGCUCCCCCUCAAGGAUUUAUAUAGCCUAGUUGAUGAAAUCAGUGAAAGAUUGUCUAAAGCUGGAAUUGUUGGAUUUGAGGAUUCUUCUAAGCCCGUCGUUGAAGCUAUCGGUUAUGGCCAUCUUGGAGAUGGGAAUUUACAUUUGAAUGUCUGCGUAAGAGAGUACUCUAAAGAAAUUGAAACUGUAUUGGAGCCAUUUGUGUAUGAAUGGAUCCGCUCUAAGAAGGGCUCAAUCUCCGCUGAGCACGGGUUGGGUUUCCAGAAAAAGAAUUACAUCAGCUAUUCUAAAAGUGGACCAGAGAUUGAACAGAUAAGAGAGUUAAAGAAGCAUUUUGAUGUGAAUGGAAUUUUGAAUCCAUAUAAAUACGUCUAA